AGAGCUCCGGCAGAGCUCACACAGAGGAACUGCGAACAUGGCAUAGUAUGUGUGGUGACCACUGUUCUAAGCAAUUGUUCUAAAAGCAAUCGAUAGUUCUAAGAAGAGCCGAGAUCCGAUACUUUCUAUAGUGCGAUCGAUAUUUGAACUGCCCUGGAGUAUGACAAUUAAUUAUUAUAUAUGUAUAUAUCAUAUAAUGGUGGGAAGUUUUCGGAACAUCCUUAUCUUAUCGUGCAAGGUGGACACGAGACGAGCACUAAUCAGAGGAGAGUAUUGCUAACUCACAAUAUUAUUGAUAAACAAAGCUGAGGCCAGCGACACACGCGCACUUAAGGAGACCCACAGAGAAGAGACCCAAUUGCGGCCAUGUCCGAACCAGGAAUCAGAAAGCUGAGUCAGGAGCGGACUCGCGAGUGGCUGGCCAACCAGGCGGCCUCUGCGGAGGAGGAGGAGCUGGAGUCAAUAGCGGAAUCAUCGGUCGUGGACAGCCUGGACUAUGAGUACACCGAGUAUGGGCAGGACGAUGAGGAUGCCGACCAGAACACCAGCGAGGAAAUAAGCACCAUGACCCUUGGCACGCAGGUCGCCUCGAAGAAACACUCAGUCAUCAGCGACACAAUUCGCGACCUGAUGAACUCGAUCAACAGCAUUCAGACUUUGGGCAACGUGAACAUCAGCAACUCAACGAAUGUCCAUAUCGGCAAUGUGACCAAUAUCAAUGGCAACAUACAGAUCAUAGCUGAUGGUCUUGGCCAGUCGCGAAGAGAUCGCCGUAACGUGUCGCCCCCGAAAGCUCCCGCUCCGAACUCUAACACGCAAUUCGACGAAGAUUACCAGGACGAGUCAGAAGAGAGAGUACGUCCAGAUGUAUUUAUUAGACGCCAAAGAUUCAAAAUACCGAAGGAGCUGUGCUCCAUAAUUCCACGACAUUCCUGGCUAGCGCAAAUGCCCAUGGAAGAUCCGAUAAAUUUGCAGCUACCCGUUAAAUAUGUGGUCAUCUUGCACACUGCUACCGAGAGCUCAGAGAAACGCGCGAUCAACGUAAGACUUAUCCGAGAUAUGCAAUGCUUCCAUAUAGAGUCGCGAGGAUGGAAUGAUAUUGCGUAUAAUUUUUUGAUUGGCUGUGACGCCAACAUCUACGAGGGACGCGGUUGGCACACCGUGGGCGCCCAUACACUGGGAUAUAAUAAGAUAUCGCUAGGAAUUAGCUUUAUUGGAUGCUUCAUGCGGGAGCUUCCAACGCCGGACGCACUUAAUAUGUGCCGCAAUCUGUUGGCGCGCGGCGUAGAGGAUGGCCACAUUGCAUCCGACUAUCGACUUAUUUGCCACUGCCAGUGCAAUUCAACGGAAAGUCCUGGCCGGCGAUUGUACGAGGAGAUACAGACGUGGCCUCACUUUUACAAUAUUGAGGAGGAACAACAAUAAUCGGACAAAGAAAGGCACACAAUUACAUGAGUUCAAUGCACAAUAGGUUUAUAUCAAUGUUAAAAAUAAAUAUGUUACACUUA
Messenger RNA from Drosophila rhopaloa, 1508 nucleotides. It is a transcript of the gene PGRP-LE, whose product is annotated as peptidoglycan-recognition protein LE. The record is from RefSeq and is a predicted model, not a curated record. Bases 367 to 1425 code for a protein of 352 amino acids. Gene Ontology annotation, molecular function: zinc ion binding; N-acetylmuramoyl-L-alanine amidase activity. The transcript has 6 exons. Gene Ontology annotation, biological process: peptidoglycan catabolic process. NCBI's taxonomy places the organism in Eukaryota, Metazoa, Arthropoda, Insecta, Diptera, Drosophilidae.